Molecule: messenger RNA, 43306 nt
Organism: Xyrichtys novacula (pearly razorfish)
Lineage: Eukaryota; Metazoa; Chordata; Actinopteri; Labriformes; Labridae
Source: the annotation of a GenBank genome assembly
GGGAACUGGUUCAGACUGUUGUUGAAGAGGAAAGACCCCUGGAUGUUUGGAUCCAUGGGGAAAUCUGUAACUCUACCUCCAGGUCUCAGUAACACAUCCAAUAAGAUCCAGGCGAAGAAGACCUCUGAGGGGCCCACGAGGAGUUCUCCUACUCACGGGCGAUGUCUCGAUUUGGUUCAACACCUUUUUGACUUGGUAUUUAAAUAACAAAUAACACCAACAGAAUUUUGACAGUCUUCAAUGUUUCCUGAAGUUUGCACGGCACCAGAUUAACUCUUAACACUUGCCCUGCACCCUCUUCUCAGCCACAGUGCAGUCUGUGAUAAUCCCAUAUCUGAAGUCUUGCGUGAGCCCUCCAGAAACAGAUUUUCCCCUAAAGGAACGUCCCUCCAGCCGGCUCUCCUCUCAGAAAUCAUAAAUAAGCAGUAUGUGGAAAUGGACUGGCACCUUGAUAAAGAUGGGACACAUUAGAAUGCAGCCCAGGAUUGGCCGGGGUCUCACAGCAUUAAUGGCUUUCUAUUGGCUCCUCUCUGAGAGCCGAGCCUUUUAUUGGACGGCAGCAGAUUAAUAGUGUUUUGAACAGGUGGAGUGGGAACAAGUUGAUUUUUUGAUGGCCUGCUAUGUCUGACCAAGUGUGGUAGAGGAGGGGAGGGGGCUGAGCCUGGGGUUGCAAAGAGGAGGAGGGGGGGUUGUGUGCUUUGCUCUGUUUCCUUUAAUGAUAAGGAAACAGGAAAAUAAAACACUGAAUUCUUUUCUUGAUGCAACCAUAACACAAACCUGAGAAAGUCCACAUUUCUGCAUCCAUGUCAGUGGAAAAAAGUAUGUAGUGACUAUGCUGACCUGAAUUUUAGUCACUUUCUGGGUGUGUGAGUGAGGUGUUUUUGAUGUGCUUCCAGUACAACAACCCAAUGUCCAAUCCAAGGUUGUUGUUGAGCUAUAUUUUGCCAUUUAUUAUGAAAAACAAACAAAAAAAGGACAGAUAUGUCCAGCUUACGAUGAUGAUGAGGGAGAGAUUGCUGUUGGAGAUUAGCGGUAAAAACUGUGUGCUCCUCCCGUUCCCCAGAUCACCACUUCACCUGUGUCCCUUUUGUAGCAUUUACCUGCUAAUCCACCUGAAGUGCCCCUUAUGGUGAUUGUACAAGGAACAAAAAUAAUAUAGAUAAAAUGGCUCAUACAAAGUCUACAUUAAAACAAAUAAACACUCAUGCAUCCACAUUUUAAAAAGACGUGAUUGCUUUUAUUUCUUUGGCUCUCUUUUUGCACUCAUAUUCUCCUUGUUCUAAGUCUUAUGCUGUUAUAAAGAUUUUUUUCUACCAGCAUGCUUCAGAAAAAAAGUCCCCUACGAGUCUGAAAAAAUAACCAAAAAGACUAUUAAUGUUAUUCUGAAAUUGUUUGUUAUUGUGAUAUCCCCUCUCAGAAUAAAUAUACUUUCAAACAAAAUAUUCACCCACUUUUUUCACACAGGGUCAAGUCUUGGAGCCAAAGUGAAUCAGCUCAAACUCAGGCUAUCUGCAUGAGUUUAGAUUUUUUUUGUUGCUAGAAAGAAGAGCCUCAUUUCCAUGUAACCUAACCUUUGCAAAAUGAAAUAAAAAUGCAUCGUAAUAAAUCCAUCAAUGAAAAACGUUUAGAAAAACACAUGCAUUCAUAUUCAUAAGACAUGAUUGCUAUUAUUUCUUUAUCUCUGUUUUUGCUCUCAUAUUCUCCUUUGUGAUUAUUAAUUGCAUCAAGUCUUAUGCUGUUAUAAAGAUUUUUUUUCUACCAGCAUGCUUCAGAAAAUUAAAAAAAGGUCCCCUAGGGGUCUAAAGAAAAAACCAAAAGUACUAUUAAUGUUAUUCUGAAAUUGCUUGUUAUUGUAAUAUCCCCUCCCAGAAUAAAAUAUACUUUUAAAUAAAAUAUUCACCCAUUUAUUUUUAAAGUCAUGGAGCCAAAGCAAAUCAGCACAACCUCUGGCUAUUUGCAUGAGUUUACACUUUUUUGUUGCUAGAGAGAAGAGCCUAAUUUCUAUGUUACCUUACCUUUGCAAAAUGAAAUAAAAAUACAUCGUAAUAAAUCUGUCAAUUAAAAACGUUGUGCUUGGGUCUUUAUUUUGCAUUAAUUAGUCUCAACAUUAUAAGGCAGAAAGAGUAUUAGUGUAACAAAUUAAUAUGUUACAGGGUUGUGUAAAAACAGAAAACAUUCAAAUAGGUCAAUAAAUUAUAAAUUGCUUUAUGGUCAAGUAAACAGAGGACAGUCAUUUUGAAAGUCUAUCACAGGAAACCUUAGUAAAUAUUUAAUCCAUUUUAUAAAACUGUUUCUGAGACCUCAUACAUUUACAGGAAUCAAAGUGUGAACUUAAGUUUCAUUAUAAGUGAGCAGGUCAAUUGCCUUUAUUUUCAUUAUUACCUGGCAUGAUGUCAGAUUAUGCAAUUACACCUGAGAACAAAAGGAUUUUCAUCCACCUCAUAAAGUUGAGUAUAAAAUAAAAACUUAACAUAGAAAAUUUGGAGUUAUCAUGUUACCCCUCAAAUUAUAUGCCAUAGGGCAGACUGGGGUAAGAUGAGCCAUUUUUCAUAUUUCGGAUCACUACAUCAAGGCAAUCACAGUUUUGUCUCCAACCGUUCACAUUAGAUGCCGCAAUACCGCAUAAAAAGAUCGGAUUUGACAAAAAAUAUAAACUGUGCAUGAUAACCUGCAGUAUGAACGUAGCCUAUGAUUGCAUAUAACUGUUAAAAAGCUGUUUUGUAAAAAGCCAUUUUAACACAAGAAUGCCUUUUAGUGAUUUAGAACAUUCACAGCUGUAUUCUUGAAAAGAAAAAGUAAAACAUUUCAACAAUCUGAACUGAAAUUCUGUUCCUCUCAUCAAACUAAUUUACUUUCUCUGUUAAACCACUGGCUCAACUUACCCCAGAACUACUAUGAUGACUUUAUUAGUCCUCUAAGCUAAAAUGUUGGACUUUUAUAGGUUUUUGACCUCAUGUUGUAGCUCACAGAUACCUCAAUUGAUGUAAAAACAAUGAUGAUAAAAUGAUCUUUUUUGGUCUGAACACAAUUCUAAUAAAACUUAUAACAGACUGAAUUCACUUUCAAGAGUGAAAAAUGUUUUUUUUUUUUUUUUAAAUAAAUGUCUAACCCCUUCACCCAUGUGCUUCUAACCUUCACAGACUCCAUUAAUUGAUGCCCAUCUCUAAAAUAUUUGGUCACAUGAUCAAUUUUCUUUUGCCAUUUCAAAGCAACAGGGGGUGGCUCAACUUAUCCCAGUCUCCCCUAUUGAAGAUUUAUAAGUUAAUACAGUAUAUCUCACUGAUUUGCUGUUUGAUUGGAUAGUAAUGAACAUGUCUUAUUGGAGGCUGUCCUGACCAUAGACUUCUAUAUACAGUCUAUGGUCCUGACACGUGUCCGGACAUGCCCGCUUUUCCAGGGAUCCUCUCCGUGUGCCUCUAAGCGUCUGAAAUUUCCCUGGGAUUUCAGAGUCUUGUUGGAAGAAAUCAUGUGAUUUUGUUCAAGGAUGCUGUAGGAAACUCUGUAACUUUCCAAGAGUGAUGAUGUCAGCCAGGAAUCCCAGACAUGGAAUUACACCGUGUCACAUGACCACGACAGCCAAUCAAUCAGCCAGCGUAUUUCCUGUGGGAGGCGACAAAGUGUGUACACACUCAUCCACGAUUACCGGGCAGAAACCAGGAAACUCUAGAGGUAUGGACUUCAUCAUCGUACACUCAUCGAAUUUCUCUCGUUUUACACAACAUUACAGCACGUAGAGAGUUCUUUGAAAACCACAGAAGAAGCCAAGCAGGUGGAGUUUGAAGCGGUGGUAAUUUUCCAUCAUGUUUUCAACUUAAACACUACUUCAAAACUGGUGUGGAAAAACGAGGUCAAAUUGGGUUGCAUUUCCGAAAAAGCUUUUUGGGUUCUGAGGAAAUGGGUUUGUCUGAGUGAAGUUUUUCAGAUAUGAGCUUCCCCUCAGUUUAGGAAAACGACACAUCUCAAAAAAGGGUCAAAUUUACAGUGAAUUUAAGCACUUUUAUAUGAGGAGAGGCACUUUAAAGCUUCAAUUCAGGCAGAUGCCCAAUAUGAACACCUUCACAUGAAAAAUAACAGAUUUAAACUUUGAGAAAGUUUAGUUUUAGUGUGAGAAAACAACUUAUAGGCAUCAGUAAAUGAAAAUUAAGUACAAACUGGGUGCAUUCAUGAGAAAAUAAACAUACACUUUAUUUGUAAUCCCAAUUAAACCAUAAAUUUUGUCUAAUCUUUUCUAUUUUUGCAAAACUUACACAAUAAUAUGAAGUUUGUCUUACGGCAUAAAACACAAGACAGUAACAAAAGUGAAGAAGAACCUUCGUCCAAAACUUCUGAAAUAUUUUUUAAAUUAAACUUUAACUUCUGUGUGAUCUAUUCUAUUUUUGCAAAACUUACACAUGCAUAUCAUCAAGUUUGUCUUACAGCAUAAAACACAAGACAGUAACAAAGGUGAGCCAGGACUUUUGUCCAAGACUUCUGAAAUAUGCAACAUCACAUGAAAAAAAAAAUCUGAAAUUUUGGACAGAAAUAAGCAUUUUUAUUAAAGUUAGCAAUUUUAACCUCUUUCUGAUCUACUCUUUUUUCGCAAAACUUACACAUGCAUAUCAUCAAGUUUGUCUUACAGCAUAAAACAUAUGACAGUAACAAAAGUAAACUGGGACUUUUGUUCAAAACUUCUGAAAUAUGCGACAUUGCAUGAAAAAAAUCUGAUAUUUUGGACAUAAGUGAGCUUUUUUAUUGUUAGGCUGUCGCAGUUAAACCAUAACUCUUGUAUGAAAUCUAUUUUUGUACACAAAUGCAUCUGAUUAUCAGUAUGACCUUUGUCUUUCAGCAUUAAAACACAGUAUAUGACAAUACCAGAUAGAAAAAGUUAGAGAUUUGCACAUGUGAUUUUUACAGAUCAUGUGUCUCGUGAUUUUUUGAGACCCCUCCUUCUUAACAGGUCAAGGAAAUGUAAAACAAACAGGAAUUCUGUUGGCGGGAUGCCCUCCCUGGCCCUAAAACUUUGAGGAAAAUUUCCAAAGUUUGGUUCCACCCUCUCGGUCCCGCCUCUUUCACUUUUCAUGUGAGGUCUGGAUUGUUGCUGUUUUGAAGCAGCACGUGCUCUAUUUAAGGCAGCCAGCACUCCCUCUUCAUGACAGUUAAAGCAAUACAUGCGGACGAGAAAGAGACGCGAAGAAAACACUGACAGCCUCUUCAAGAUGAUGAAGUGUGACAAUGAGAACUUGGGUGAGUUUCUUGUGCUUUUUUGUUAACAGAGAAAUGAUAACUUUGAUUUUUGAGAUAAUGCUUAAAUAGUAAAGGGUCUUCGGAAUGAAUUGUCUUGUUUAAUAAUAUAAGGAGCAAAAACUAAUUUGGGAUUUUUAAGACUGAAGUUUUGCAAGAAGUUGCCUUAUUUAUGUAUAUUUAAUGUCAAGACAGAUACAUUUUUCAUUCUAUGUACUUAUGACCUUAAAUUUUGGAAUGAUCUUUUAUGUAUAGUUAACAUCCUGUUACAUUAUCUCACAUGACUCAUCUGACAGAGCUUUGUAUUUACAGUAAUGUAAUAGUGAGCUCUUUGUGUUUAAUUGAUGUCCUCUCAGUGCUGCAACAGCUCUGCAAACAGGAGGUUAUCUUAAAACAAAGAAGAAACAUAGGAUGAACUCAGCACACUGAAUAAUAAAAGAGAUAAGAUGUUUCUAAAAGCUACACACUUCAUGGGAAACACCCAGUCUGUCACUGCUCAGAAGGGUUUAUAGGUUUUACAUACGAGAAGUAUGUGGGUUAAUGGUAUUGCUUCACGUGUGUGAGUAACACCUGUGAGAUAGAUCUUUCAGUGCACAGGAUGAAUGAUGGUUUAUUGAUGUCAGCUUCUCUUCUGUGAAUGAUCAACUUGCUGGAUAGAUAAAGGAGUACUUGUUUGUUUUGGCCAGAAGGAUACGCGAUCAUGUGGACUGCAAAAGCGAAAGCAUUUUCUUCUUUCAUUUUGACUUGUUUACUUGCUUAUCUGCUCCCUGAGACUUGAAAGCCCUCUUUAUGGCUUUACUCAAGUAAAUCUUUAACCUUCAAAUCCGUCUUGAAUAGAGACACCGGCGCUGUAGACAAAACUUGACCUCAAUAGAGUUUCUUGAAACCCUUUUCACAAACUGAUAAGUUGCAAUUUGCAAUAUUAAGAAAUCCAUGCACAGCUACAUUCAUAACUGUGUCAUUGUUUUUUUUUUUGCAGACAUUGUUGAGACGUCACACAGGUGUGGCUACUCCUGCCUUGGUCCCCUGACCUUCCACAGUCAGGCAGUGGGCACCAAGGUCAGCCUCAGCCAUGACCUCCGCCGUGCAACACGGGUCCAAAACACAUUUAAGAACGGUCUGGUGUUCAGCAACCGAGCCAUUAAACCCAUGGAGAAGAUUCAUCUGCGGGUGGAGAAGGACAUGUUAAACUGGCACGGCGCUUUGCGUGUGGGCUUCACCAAUAUCCCACCAUCAUCCAGGUCUCAGCCACUGCCCCCCUUGGCUAUCCCCAACCUCACCAGCACCCCCGGGUACUGGGCCGCUCCUGUGAGUGAGUCUCUCUGCAGCCGGGGUUCAGAGCUGGAGUUCUGGUUUUCCUCUGGAGGCUCCAUCUACGUCUCAGGAUCCAACAACCACAAACACAAACUGACAACAGGAGUGGACCUCAGGCUGCCCCUGUGGGCCGUGAUCGACAUCUAUGGAAACACGUGCUCCAUCUCCCUCCUGGGUGAGUUUACAAACACAGAAUAAGGAUUCUUUGCCUUCUGCGUAUCCAGUUUGUCCUGUAGUUGUGUGGACUGAAAGCUCACAAGUAUUUGAUUGUUGAUUUUCUUUGCUGCAGGCUCAAAGAAAGUGACCUGGGCCAUGACAAAAACCUCCUGUCCUGCACCUGAGUGCCUCAACUCAUCUGACAAGAGCCAAUGUGGAAACAGUGGAGAAACCAUCUCUUUUCUGAAAAUUGGAACACAAAUAGGUGAGAAAAUCAUUCAAGCUAGAUUUACACUGAGAACUUUGCUUUCGCUAAUCAAAAAUGGGGAGGAGAAUAUGAUCAACUAAUAUGAAUCUCCUAUUUAUGAUUUCUCUAUGUUAGGAGAUGAUGACAAUACGAUGGACUGUGUGGUGUGUAUGGGAAAACUCGCCAGAGUAAAUCUGCCUUGUGGCCACCGGUGUCUGUGUGUUUGUUGUGCUGAAAGGGUCUUCGAACAGUUUGGAAAGUGUCCCCUGUGCCGACAUCCAAUUUGAGCUGCGGAGGAGGAAGUCAGAUCUGGACACCUUUCAGGGGAACGGAUUCACCAGAACACAAGCUAUUUUGAGUGACUAUGAGAAGAAAACAGCAUGAGCUGAAACCACAGAGAGUAUCCUGGUUGCUGUUUGCUGUAGUCACUGAGCCCGUUUGACAAAUAAUGUUGUCACAUGUCAUUACUGGGCUUUUGUUAAUGUGUAAAUGUUGUACAGAAGCUGUGAGAUAAAACAUGCUGAGGUGUUAAUGUGAAGGUUAGAAGUCUGUUCUGCUUGUGUGGGAAGAAAAAUACAAAGUGAAACACUGGAAAAUGAAGAAAACUGCAGAUUUACUUUUACUGUAAAUACCACAUGAAGAUAGGGAUAAAAAUGAAGAGCCAUACUGUGUGUAAAACUGUGAAUUUGUAAAAAAAAAUGUUUAUAUUGUAAAGUUGUUUGUCUUUUAAAAACAUGUUCACAUUUUUGUACAGUCAGACAUGACUCAAAAUAAAAAAUCUAUUUCGUACCUCAUGCUCUUUUUGGUUGUCUGUCACACAAACUCAUACAAUUCUCAGUAAAUUUAGAAAAGAAAACUAUUAUGAAGAAAUCAUGACGAUAAAAUGCUCCCAAACAACAUGCAUCAAGAAAAUAAACCUCCUUUUCAAGUGUCAACUCUACUAUCAGGAGGAGAUUAAACUGCUUUGUUUAACAUUUAAUGUUCAAUAAGAAAAAUACAUCUUCUACAUGAGUGUCUGAGGCGACACAGGCAGUAAAGUUUCUCUCUUAAAAAAGGAAAACCAAAUACUUUCAUGUUCAUCAUUUAACUGACCUAUGAUCACAUGACUUUUCUGAUAUUAACCCUCCUGUUGUGUUCGACCCCUCACCUUACUUAAGUGUUCCCGGUCUAUUUUAACUGCUCUUAAACUAACACAAAAGCCAUUACUCACCACCAAGUCUUUAUUUAACACUCUUUUCAGCUGUAAACAAUGUCUCUGAGUAGUAGUUAACAUGAAUAACUGCAGUGAAAAUACAAACAGUUACUGAAAAUAUAUUAAAAAAUGAACAUGUAACGUAAAACAGAAAUCAAAAACCAGAGACCAAACUCCGUAACAUAUAGUUGUGUGUACUCGUGUGUGUGUGUGUGUGUGUCUGUGUUGGGGUGGUGUGUAUGGGGAUGUUUUAUCAUCAGAUGGAUGAAUAUAAUCUGGAUAUCCAUUCAUCUCCUAUGGCGGUCACUUUUGACCGGGAACACCACAGAUGUAACAAAGUUGAUUAAAACAUUCAAAGUUUAAUGAAAGUAGUCAUUAUCACUUUUAUAUGUUCAAGUGCACAAUGUGGAGGAUAUCAUUAGGUCUUGAGGCAAUCAGAUGUAAAAUACCAAAUUUAUGAGUGUUUUAAGUUGUAAAUCGGUCAGAAUCGACCCGAACGCGACAGGAAGGUUAAGUCUCCCCCCAAAAAAACAGAAAUGAAUGUAAUAAAACAACCAGGCAGCAUUUUAAAGGCAAAACUUUGUUAAUCGGGGUCAGUAAAGGUCUGACUGCUGGUCUGUUCAUUGUCAAAUUAAGUUGACCUUAAAGGUUUGCAUUGUAGCAGCUCUCCUUUUUAUAUAAGGUCAGAAUAAACACUAUGAGUUCAUGCUCACCGCUAUGUGCAUACCAUGAAUUGAUUUAUGGAAUAAAAUACAAACGUCUUCUUGUAACUCAGAGUGAAAAGAGUAAUCCAUGCAAACAGAAAGAGAAAGAAAUGCACACUACAGAGAGGUCACUUGAUAAACUGAAUGUACCCUCAGUGUGAUUGCUCAGGUGGUUCAAAAACCUUGAACAAAGAUGAAAACAUCUGUGAAUCAAUGCGGCGAGACUCUCCUGACUCAACAUGAACACGGUGUGAAGUUUAUUUUUAUGUGUUUUUGAUAACCUUCAAAUCUGGGAGAUAAACAUUCAGCUAGUUUCACUAUUACUUUUAUUGUUUGUUUACAUGUAUAAUUAACGUUUCAUUGCAGCUAAAGGUUAACCACACAGAUUCAGCUUAACAAGCAAAUAUGCUCAUGUGGGUUAAAGUGCACAAGAUGUUACUUGAUGUCACAGAUAAGCAGAUGUAAUCUCCCUGUUAAGGCUGUAAAGGAAUGAAAAAAAUUAAAAACAAAUGUUUCGUUAUUACUAUUAAAUGGGACCUUCCAUCAGACUGAUAACAGUGGGAGGUCACUGAGGUGCACGUCUUUGAACAAGGCUCUUUCAGGUCAUUUCCUAGAUGCUGCACAGACUCUUUUUCCCCCUUUUUAACUUGUAAUUUAAAAUGAAGGGACCAAGAGACUGAAUGAAAACUAAACACAGUGAUUAAGGUUUGCUCUCAAAAUAAAAAUAGUCUAUCAAAGAAAAGAGCUUCCGCUAUUUCAAUCAGUAUUAGUGAAGAACUGAAAAAGAAACUUCUUUGAAUAAGUUCAGCCACAGGUUUAAAAAACAAACCUCUGUAUAUGUAUUUGUAUUAACUAAAAUAUGCUUUUAUGCACUCAUGUUGGGCUGUGGGACAUCCUCGUGUAAACAAUGUUCAAAGUAUGAAUGUAAUUGUCCAGUUUUUGAUCCAUAAUGUUGCAUAAUCCGUGUAUUUGGAUGGUGGUGUGCAUGACGAGCUGCAGAGGCAGAUCCAAGAGUUUGCAAAGGUGGUCUUUGUCACACCAACAAUCCUUGAACGACUGUUUGGGAUUGUGUUGUUACAGGCUCCUAUUAGCUUUCAUUGCAUUGACGCACAUUUUCACUAUUUAUCUAUUUAUUGGGAGUUAAAGGGUAAAAGGGUGUGACCAUUUUUCAAUUACAAAUUAGCUUUGUUGUUGUUUUCUUGUGAGUGUUAAGAAAAGUCAAUGCGUUGAUUAUUCAGUGACUCUCUGUUGUGUCCUGUAAUAGUAGAUCAGGUCACACUUUAUAUGAGCGUCCUCAUAAUAAACACAUAUCAAUAAUAAAUAAGCCACUGAUAAGACCCCAUAAGAUGUUGAUAAAAGCACAAUUAUUAUUGCUCAUAAAACAGUUACAGGCUCUCUGUUUACAGUUAAUAUACCUUUAUAAACAUACAUUUUACAAAUGCCAUCUUCAUGAUCGUCUUUUGUAAAGGAGUAGUAUUUAUUUUUGUUUUUGUUGUCUCUUUCGUUUCAGCCCUCAUGGAGAAAACUGACCAAGCCUGUUGGUCUGGCAUGCUGCUCUACCACACAGGUGAGGAACAUGUUUGAUGUCAAACAGAGAGACACGCGGCACCAUUUUUCUUGUCUUUGCAUAGUUCAGUAAACUGGUCUGACCCGAUGAUGAUGUACUGAACUUUGAAGUCAUUUUUACCUGAAACCAUUUCACAAAUUUUACUCUUACAAGAACUUGUAAAGAUGUUUCUUGCAUCACUUUUGUUUUUAUAAAAUGAGAACUAGCUAUGCAUCUGUUUUAGAUCUGAAAAUGUGUCUUUAAUUGUCUCCCUGACUGUGUGAAGAAGCUUGGAUUGCAGAUUAUUUCCACCCACAGUUAAAAAGAUAAAGCCAAGGUCCUUAUCACCCCCUGUGGACAUGUAUUUCCCAAACGUGAUUUGCAGUCUCGUUUUCAUCUUUAUCUUGGGUUGUAAAAACUGUCAUGUGGAGCCUUAGGUGUGCCUGUUGGCCAGGCCCUGAGUCUGGAUCAGCAUGUUUUAGUUUUCUCCUCCUUCUUUCUUGAAAAAGGUCUUUUGUGUUCAGCUGUGUCAUGCUUUUGUUGAAUCUCAGUCUGACUGUUGCAGUUUUUUUCUGGCCUUGUCUUAAAAACCCGUCUUACAUCUUCUGUGAGUGCUUCAAAAUGCUGCUGCUAACCUGAUCGUCUGGAUGGUCACGUGUUACACCUCUUUUAUCUUCACAGAGACUCCUUUUUAAUUCAAUUUACACCUUUAUACACUGAUGAUUGAGAAUAGACUGUUGAAUGAUUAAGCAUUAGCUUAUGUUUAGGUGAAGCCAUGAAACUCAGGUCAUCUGGUCAGGUAGGGGAGAUCGGGGCUUGUUGUCACUUUUUACACUCUUAUAUAUUUCUUGCAAUCAAUACAUCAUAUAUAAACAAAAUGUGAAUCAAAUGAAAGAUCAAAGUCUCAGGUAUAUAUUUUGUAUUCAUGUCAUUUUUAUAUCUAGUGUCAAUUCAGAGUUAUAAGCAAUCAAGUAGAGAGUGUGAACAUGCGACAUAUGGGGUAAGAUGUCACAGUGGAUUUUGCAGCUAGGCACAGGCACAGACAAUGUUUAUCAUUGAGGUUGAAAAAGUCAUUGUGCAAACGUUAACAUAAAAUAUAUUACGCAACAUGCUUUGAAUUAAAGUCUGUAGUAACUGCUGGAACAUAGGCUAUGGCUCUCAACAUCAAAUGCCUGUUUUACUUUUUGAAACUGAAAAAUCCAGAUUGAAUUGAAAAUGUGGACAUAGUUCCAACAACAACUUGAAGAUCCAUUCAUAAAAACUCAUAAUAUACUCCUCAAGUUGAAGUUCUCACUGUGCGCUAAAAACCUGCCGUGUUGAUUUGUACCCAACAACUGUUGUUGGGACACCUAUCUCCAUGUUUCGGCUGGGGUGAAUGCUUUGCAGUACCGAGCCAAGGUUUGGUAGUUGACAUUAAAGUCCUUUAUUGUCCUCCAGAUUGGUUUAUUAGCUAGGGUCACCUGCCUCCUCUCCUUUAAACCAGUGGUUCUCAAGUCCAGUCCUCGAGGUCCACUGUCCUGCAUGUUUUGGAUGUUUCCCUGCUCCAACACACCUGAUUCAAAUGAUCAGCUCGUUAUCAAGCUCUGCAAUGGCUUAAUAACGAGCUAAUCAUUUGAAUCAGGUGUGUUGGAGCAUGUCAUGAAUCUGAGUUAAACAAAAAAAAAAAAGGGAUUAAUUUACAAAGAAUUAAAUAACAAGCAACAAAAUCUUACUAUAAAACUAUAAAACUAUAAACUAUAAAACUCACAAGACAGGACUACAGGGGAACAGAAACACACUCAAAUAACAAAACCAGGGGCAAACUAAAUACCAGAACAUAUCAUGACAUCUGCUGAUAAGCAAACUCUUUAUGUUAAUUUUAAUCCCUUUUUAUACUUGUUAUUCUGGGGUAAAUUAUCACAUGUGACAAUUUAACCCAGAAUGACUGAGACAUGUCACCCCAAACUACCAUGUCUACUAAUUGUUGCUCUAUCUUAAAGUUACCUCAAAACAGAACAAUGACUGAACAAGGACUUUUAAAAUAUAUCAAGUUAAAUUUUUUUUACUAAGGGUUGUGUGAAAUGGUUAAUUGGUGCUCAUCUCAGCUCACAAUGUGCUCUUCUCUUCUCAGACAGGACACGACCCCUGACCAUGUAAAAGAACAAAACUAGUAUUCCACUUUUUAGUUGCACCCCCAGGUGGAGAAGAUAAUUGCAAUGUGACAACUUACCUAUGUGACAACAAGCCCCGGUCUCCCCUAUUGCAGUCUGUUGAGUCUGUUUGAGGUUGUCACCUCUAAACCUUUUAAAUAUCUCCAACCAUAACUUAAGACUGUGAAUUUUGUUAAGUUUUUAAAAAAGCUGUUUAAGAUCAAUUUAUUCAGAGUUGUCUGUUAAAUCUCUCUGCUCUUAAUAUCUGUUGCAUAUUUACCUUUUAAUGUUUAAUCACGAGACACUUUAUAAAUGUUCCACACUGACUCACUCUCUGACACAUGCACAUCUUGAAGAAGUGCACAUAUCCGGUCAUAAGAGGCAUCAAACAAUAAUUUCCUAUGCUUGAAACUAUUUCCUGUGUAUUCUUGUUGGCAUGUUUGAGGCUCUGGCGACAUCUGUCUGUGAUAAGACGGUAGAACGAAACUAAACUUCAGGUGCAGUUCAUCUUAGAGCCACUGAGGGGCAGUAUAGUUUUAUUUAGUAUACAAGCAUCUGUCACUGAGUAAAGUUUGACAAGGCCUGAAAGUUUUACAAGUUUCACUGUUACUGACAUUUAAGAUACGUUAUUAGACCUGCAAUUAAACAAGAAGUGUCAGUCAAGCAGAGUUAAUUAUUGCAUCUUGAACAUUUAUUUCUGAUUUUAUUCUGAUUUCCUUUAAAGUUUCUUGAAGUGUUAUAACUCUCAUGGUGAUUAUUGUACCUGAAGAUGAUUCCAGAUUUGACCUUUGUCCUCUAAUCUUUCUGCCAACCUGUCAAAUAUUUAUCUUGCGCGGAAGACUUCUUGUACUCGGCUUGUAUGUGCAGGAAUCCAGCAGGCGUCUUCAGACCCAGAAAAUAUCUGCACAGAAGCUUCACGCCGUUCAAUAUGAAGUCUACAAAUCACAGCUGAUCUGACACCGGUGGGUUUAAAGUAAGGAGAGCUGUAGCUGUAAUCCUCUUGGCUGUGCUGCAAGGUUUUCCUCAUACUGGGUGAGUCUGGUACUGGAAGAGAACAUGGAAAUCCUGAAACAUCUGUGUAUGAGUGUGGGAGUUAAAGUGUGUGCAUUUCAUCAACAAAAACUCUAUGUUAAGAUAGAUGGUGCGAACAUAAAGACAAGUGAAUAGAGCCGUCAGGAAACUGUCUUUUGUGCAAGAUUUGAAUAUAGCAGACAUGACAUAAAGAGACACAUGACAGCACAAACACUUGGUUGUUGUAUUAUAGAUGCUUAUGGGAUUAUUCAUUGAGACGUCUAUGGAGAUCGCCUCCUCUUCCUAGCACGUAAAACACUAGAGGGCGGUGCCACCGAGCCCCCGCCUGUACGGGAAUCUCUAUUAUUUCCAGCUGUGGAUGGAAACUAUUACUGAGCUCCUUCUCCCUGAUGAGCUUUCAAGUGCACACACACACACACACACACACACACACACACACACGCAUAACACACGCCUACGGAGCCUCAGUCAAACAUUCAGACCCACGCUGAAUCACUGAGCAGAGAUAAAAGACACCCUGUUGGUCUGAGAAAGAGAAAGAGAGAGAGAGAAAGAGAGAGAGAGAGAGAAGAUCAGCAGAGGAUCCCUCCUUCCCUUUCAUUCACUUCCUCUCUCCCUCUGUACUGAGGACACCUCUCAGCUCUGACUGUAAGUACUGUACAACUUCUGCUACUUCAAAUCGAGGCUUAAUAUCAAGAAGUCAGUAGUUUAAGUUCAGAUAAGAGGUGUUUCUUUUCCAUCUUUAAAUCUUUUCAUUUCCCUCUGCAAUGUUUUUUAUGUUUUUCUUUCAUCAGUCAUCUUAUCUGCAGAAACCACACAGACAAACAUGCAAUGUUUAUCACUGUUUUGUCACUGUUGUGACACGUUUUGUAGUUUCUCCCAGCACAUGUUGAGUAACAGCUGAAAAGGGCGGACUUUGCCGCGGCAGAUGCGGAUCUUUUACUGUCUGUGGUUCAGGGGAUGGUUAUCAUCAGACCUCUGUCCAAGAGCGGCCCCACUUGUUUUGGCUUUUAGUUGUUGUUUUGGUCUGAAGCGACAUAUUUCAUUUGUUUUUUGAGAUGUUUCCUUCAGCAAACUUCUCCACAUGAGCAUCCCCUGAGGUCCCAUGAUGGUUUAGGACUAUGUUGGUUUGUUUGUCUCCGAGUUCUGCAUGUGCAGCUCAGUAAGAAAUGUUGUUUACAGCUGAAAUAAACCAUGAUGCUUUUGUGUUUGUCCUGAGAGAAAUUCCACAAGUGCUGCCUCAGAGCUGAUCUUCUACCAUGGAGCUCAUCUUCUCUGAAAACUCACCUGUCGAGUUGUACCUUUUCAUUUGAUUUAACUUCAUUGUGGCGUAUUUACAGACAAGCUAUCUCUUGUUUCUUAAGGGAAGCCCGGGGCUACAGUGGUUCAAUUAUGUAUUAUAUAACAGCUUCAUGUCAGCAUUGUUCAUCCGCUGAAGUCUUUGGUGAUGAUGCUUUAUGAGCCUCUGUAACGUGCACUAAAAGUUGAUAAUCUUAACCCACAAACGUGUUUUCAUCAGGGUUCCAAUCAAGUUAUUUCUUGAAAUCACUGCAAAGUCUCAUUAGUUAGUUGUGAUUAAUCACAUUGUAACUGCAUGACUGAAUUUCACAUUUUUUAAAUAAAAUAGUGUAAAGUCUGACCAAAAAUGCAUGCAGUAAAAUUCAUGUUUAGAUUAAUUAGUCAGAUAAAUGCUGCGCUGCUUCACCUGUGUGCUCUGAAAACAUGACGAAGAGGUUUAAGAGGUGAGAAACAGAUCCAUAGCACUUAUUUUGUGAAAUAUAGAGUUUAUUAUUUUUUCAAGAAAUGCCUGUAUGAUGUGAUUUUAUUUCUAAAAUACUCACAGAAGUAUUCACACUUUUAGGAGUACCUGUUUGGUUUUAUACCUCUGUACGCAGGACUCUGCAGCUGACAUGCUAAUCAGACUUCAGCCUUUCACAGUUUUGACUGAUCUGCAGUCACUUUCUUCUCUCUUAUUUAUUUCAAGUAGUCUUUGUUGAUGUCAAACUCCUAAUGAGUGCUCUAUCAGCCUGAUCAGCUGCACCUGUAUGCUUCGCUCAUGGGUGGUAGCUCAAACUUCAAGUAUGAUAAUAUUUUAGAGAUAAGACAUCACGUAAACUAAAAAUAACUUUUUUUUCUGUUUGAGAUUCUGACAUUUACCACAACUGACCUGCAGUUAUUAUUUGGGGCUUUUUGCUUCUCUAUUUAUACCAACUUUAGUAACGACCACACGAUAGCAAUACACAGCGGUCUGAGGAGCCAUAAACAAACCUCAACCAAAAAGCCACUCUAUAUCCACAAAUAAUGCUCAGAACAGCACCUAACUUCAUCAGCAGUACAUAUAGGGUCCUAGCCACAGCACUAGCCACCAAACAUCACGAAACACAACGCACCUACUCUCUUCCAGCAGCCGCUUGUUUGUAGCGAGGCCUCAGGCCAGUCUAUUACAGAUUGCUGUGGGGUUACGCAGCUCAAGGAAGAACAUUUAUGAUCAUUUCUUCAUGGAAAUCAAACUGAGAUGCUAAGCAGUGCAAAAUGAUUAUAAUGGUGAUUAUUACUUCAAGGAAAUGAUCAAGAAAUGAUCAUAAAUGUUCUUGGUGUUGCGGUGUGUUUAACCCUAAAUUAAUUUUAUCCCUUUAAUUUUUCAUUGUGGAUAGGAUGACUGCCAUAACAAGUAUCUGAAAAUGCUCAUUUUGACUAAGAAGAACCCUUUGAUGCAUGUUAUAAACACCAUAGGAAGGGGGCUGUCCGGUUUGUCUAUGUAACCUGUCAAAACAGCCUGCCAUAGUGUUUGGCCUUAACAACACAGUCUAUCCGUGAGGUAGUGAUGUCAAAAACAUCCGUCUUCCUUGCUCUGACAAUGUUUCUGUUGGAGCUGCCACUUAUGCAGCCUUGUGUUUGUUUUAGCAGAGAUACUGACACAAGCUGAACAAGGAUCUACUGUGUAAAGAGGUGUCACGUCCCGGGCCAAAACCUCCAAUCGCCUCUUGCGUGAUUACCUCAUUACACUGCAGAGUGACAGGGUGUCAGAUGAGCUCACAGCGGGGUGAAAGUCUGCUCUGGCAGGACACAGAUAAUGAAGAGAGAGCCUCUCCGCCCGCAGCUCUGCUCUGAUCUGCUCUGCUUCGCUUCGCUCCUCGAGGUUCAGCGGCUCAACUGUUUGGCAAAAACAGGCUUGCUAGGAGAGCUGGGCUCAGUAAAUGGAUAUCUGAACUGAGCUGCGCUGUGCCAAGCCAGACCACUGAAUUAUUAAGAAAGAGCUGAGUCCUUGGAUUUCAGGUUGGAAGAAAGACGCAGACACACACACACACACACACACACACACACACACACACACACACACACACACACACACACACUAGACCCUGCUUGGUGGUUUUCUUUGCCCUGUGAAAGUUUAUUGCCUCAGCCCAAAGUGCAUUUCAGUUAAACAGGUGACUGCUUCUGUUGGCAGGUGACACCGUGUACUUCUCCCCUGUAUUGUGGACCUUGUCUUCGGGUCUCUUCAUAUUUUUUUCGUCUGUCUGUCCAACCAUUUUUCAUCCAAGAGGCCUAACAUGCAACCACACUUGAUUUAUACUGCUGAAAUUACAUAAAUGUUUUAGAUAUUCUACUCAAAUCAAAUUAAAUGUAAAAUAAAACAACUUGACGUCUUAUUCAGGAUGGUUCAUGAGGCCAAAUACUACAGUUUUACUGAAAUGCAAAGUGUAAGUCUGUAGAUCUUUUGUUCAGAUGCUCAUUAAAGCAAAGAAAGCUGCUUUCUGCUCACCUGGUUUAGACUCAAACAAGCCGGAACUAGCAUCUCAACAUGUUAGAUUUCACUUCCUGAACUGUUUUAUCUUCUUUGGCAAAGACUGCGGACAAACCGGAAAUCCUGGUUUGUUUUCGUUAGAAUUUAAUGAAAAAUGAGACACCUUUUUGGAGAUUGUGCUAAAUUCCUCUUUAGAUUCUCAUUUCUGAGAUUAGAAGAACCAUCCUGCUUCAAUUUGAAUACUGCUGGAGUUAUCAGAGUGCUUACAGCAUCUCCUGAUUUGAAUAGUUUGAACAUAUUCCCGUCUCCCUUUCCUCCAACCUUGACGUGCAACAGUACUGCUAGUUUACAUCUGUGUUUGUCUUUGCAUACUUGUGAGUACCAGCUCUUUCUGGUUGACCUGUCUUGUGAGGACAUCUUUCUUAUGGUGACAUUUUGUCCCCACAAAGAAAAAACUGAAAUUACAUUUUAACUCUACCCUCCUCUGGUGCUAGAUUCAUUUCUUGCAAAAUUCAAGCUGAAAUGUUAGCCUCCAUAAAAACACAACUCACCAUCUCUCUUCCAGCAGCCGCUUGUUUGUACGGAGACCUUCGGGCGAGUCCAUCGUCUACAGCGGGGGGGCCGCAGCUCAAGGAAGAACAUUUAUGAUUAUUACUUCACGGAAAUGCAAUCAGACUGAGAUGCUAAAGCAGAAGAACUACCGGGUCUGCGGUGCAAAAUGAUUAAUUUGGUGAUUAUCACCAGUAAAUGUUCUUCGUUGAGCUGUGUCACCCCGCUGCAGUCAGUGAAAUCCCUGGAGGUCUCCGUACAAACAAGCAGCUGCUGGAAGAGAGUAGGUGAGUUGUGUUUAGUCUCUUUGCAAAAGAAAUCAGGCAAAGUUAAAAAGAUGUUUGGUGGCUGGGACCCUUUAUGUACUGUUGAUGAAGUUAGGUGCUGUUCUGAGCAUAUUUGUGGCUAUAGAGUGGCUUUUUGGUUGAGUUUGACCCUAACUUAAUUUUACGCCGGAAUACCCCUUUAAGAGUUUGAAUGUGUGUGUAUGUGAAAGAGAGAAACCCUGUCAGAUGUGGACUAAACAGAGCAGAGUAAUGACUCUGAAAUACUUCCAGAGCUACUGGAACAGAAACAGCUCCCUUUCCCUCUUCAUGCCUUUGGCGAGCCAGAGACCUGGCCUUUGCUCUCACACACAAACACGCACAUCUAAACACACACACACACACAAAAGCAGAGGGGAGGCAUGGGUGAGAUGAAGUUAAGGAGAGUUUAGAGGAGGGGGUGACUGUGCCGAGUGACUGGGAGGUGGAGGUGAUGAACUAUUUGUGGUUAACCCUGCACUGUGAAAUAUCACCUUAUCACAACAAUGGGUCCGGCGAGCCAAGAGCAGGGUGCCUUUUGGAACAGGGGGCUGAAUGAAGUGGGGUUGCUAUGGCAAUGCUUGUCAACCGGGAAGUCCUCCUCAGCAAGAGGCUGGGCAAAGAGAGAAAGAGAGAGAGAGUCCUGGCUCGUAUUAGAGUGAGAGAGAUCAGGGAGUGUGUGCAGAGUUGUUGACGUGCAGGCAGACACAGCAGAGGUGUGAGUUCACUUGUGGGUGCUACUUUUUUAAGGUGAGUACACUCUCUUUUUUUCCCAUGGGAGCACAAAAUUAAAACACAGGGUGUGAUCUUUUACGUGGAAGAACGUAAAUCUGUUAGGCUGUUUUUCUUUUAAGGGUUGGGUAACCUGUCUGACAGCUCAGGUCUCCUCAGGAUUAGAGUUGCAGAAUUACCCAAGAGCAGCGCCUUAAAAGAGGGAUGCGUUUGCGGAUCGCCUGUUAACAAGUCAGCCAAUGUGGUGCGUAGUUUGGACACCUGUGGGAGUAAAAUGACUGAGCUUUUUUGGGGCAAGAGAGAGGCAGAGAGAGAGAGAGAGAGAGAGAGAGAGAAGGAGGGCACAGUGGGCAGUGUUUCCCAACAUGUCAUGCCUCAUUGCUCUGCCCGGUGUGUUCACUGACACUCCAGAGAGUCAGAGGAAAUCAUUUCUACUACCAGACCGUCCCGUUUCAGCUCCCAAAAGCCGUAACAGUCUGAAGUCAGAUCGGUCGCAGUCAUCACUGGUGGCUCCCCUUACUGUCAGGGUGAUUUCCACAGCCGGCUCUGAUUCCCUUUGUGAUAUGACUGAGGGUCCCGGCUGCCAGGCCUCAUAUCCACAGGCUGCUCUCAGCUUUGAAGAUGCAGAGUGACAGGCGUGGGGAUCUGGGAGAUUUCUCUGCAGUUAGUGUGAGUGUUUUCUCAUGCUUUAUGUGACAUUUCGGAUCAUAGUUUUCCCUUUAAAAGUCGGCUUAAGUAAAGAGGCAUCUAGAGGGAUAUGUGUUUCAUCAUGUAGGAGCAAAUCUGAUAAAACGUCUUGGCCAGAGAGAAAGAGAGAGGGGGUCUUUGAUUUAUCGCCCUGCAGAUUCUCCUGGGAACACAUCGCCUCCCCAUUGACAAGAAGCACUCAGGCCAGAGGAGCACCAUACAAGGAGGUGAAAUACUUCCCUCCUGAUAAAUGUGUGUAUCCCCCAAUAACCGCAUAUCAUAAACUCACGGCUGCAGGUCCUUGUAUGGGCUGUGUCUGCACAUCUGCUUGGAUGCGGAAGGCCACAUAGCUGCAGAGUGACUCAUUUUCGUUUGUUUAUAAAAAAAAUGCCUGCUUUAUUUAUUCAUCAAAUGUGCUUGUAAUUACACCCUCACCACUUUUUUGUGGCAGUGUUUCUUUUGCUUUUAUGACCCCGUUAUGUAACUUGUUGGUCAGCAGUUACACGGUGUACGUGCGAAUGAAUGAUAAGACCUGACCUCCUGUCUGUCAAGCUCUUUUUUAGUACCAGGGAACAGUUGAAAAGUAAUGUGAUGUUGGAUUCGAUCAAAACUUAGGGAUUGGAUGUUUUAAAGGGAAGAUAUCAGAUUUGUUUUUGUUUUCUUCAAGAUUUUGAGAGUGAAUUCAGGCUGGACUGUCGGUACAAAAAAUGAUAAAAAGUAAAAAUUAAAUGAAAGAUUUCCAUGAUGAUGUUGAUAUUUCAGACACGACCUUACGACCUUUUGUUUUCUAUUUUUAGUGCCCCCUGUGGACAAAGUAAGCAGUGCGUUAUCUCAUUUGGAGCACUGGUGAACCAGAUUUGGUAAUCCCUAAAGUGUAUAUUUGGAUGAGGUUGAUCUUAUUCGGUUUUCCUGGAACAAAAGCUAGCCAAAUUUUCUGAUCCUUAAAAGCAAAAAAUGGACUCUUACGUGUGGUUAAUUUUUCGUUUAUUACGUUAUUGAGCGAGAGGACCUCAAUGCUUUUUUAUAUCUGUAUAAGCUUGUUAAGAAGUGCACAGUAAUGGGGCGCCAUUUCAGCGCAUUGAGUGGAGCAGGCGUCCCGAAAUUAUUUUUUUUUUGGAGCUGAAAUGUUUAUUUCACUCACUACUGAAAACCAAAAAAAUCAAAAUGUCCUUAAAAUUUAACAAAUAUAUAUCUUUAUCUCGUUUUAUACAUUAGAUGUUUUUGGAAACUGAUAAACCACAAGAGGACAUUUUUAUCAUUUGUCUGACUGUAUUCAGCUGUUUUUUUUUAGUAAUUUGUUGAUCAUAUUGAUUUGCAGACACAUCGCAGAUAUGUGCGCACUACUUGAGGCAGAAAGCAGGACAUUUCUUAUUCUUUUACAAGCUGAGUCAAUGGAGAAAGAAAAUGACAAGCAGCUGUUGUGUAAACUCUGUAAACUGCACAAAUCGGCAAAACAAACUAUCGGCAAACAUUACGACCCUGCUCCCGAUAUUAGAAACAUCUAAAACAACGUCAGUGAACUGAGUGAAAUUCAUGGAUAUUUCAGCAAGUGUUUCUCUGAUUUUGAUGCAACGAAAGACAAACCGGUUUUUCAAUUAAAUAACAGUUUAAUCGCAAUUGUGUCAGGAAGAACUUGCAAACGAUUCUCACUCCGAAGCAGGCUUUUGCCCCAUGGUUGCGCCCGCACCUGGUAUUGUUUGUACACAAGAAACCUGUCUAUAUGAUACAAAGGGCAUUAAAGGGUUAGGAUUCUUCCUUUCCUGUCGGGUUGUUCAAUCAAACCCAAUAAUAAUCAAAAAUAAGAAUUGCAAAAUAUCAAGGUUUGAGGACAAUGUGUAGGUCAGAGGUAAACUACAACUCUAUCCCCACCUUGAGCCAAUAUUGAGCUUUUUAAGAGUCUCCCUGUCAUGCAUGUGAGCAGGACUUAGAUUCAUACACAGGACAGUCAUAUGUAGAAGUUCCCACCUUCAGGAGUCAAUGAUUAACUCUCCGCUCCACACAGGAGCAGAGAACAACCCUUGUGCUAAUGAAUGAGGAUCCAUUCACCAGUGACACUUUUAUUUGUUUUAUUUAAACCCCAGGACCUUAAGUCAUUGUCCCCGCUCAUCACUGACACAUCCUCCACCUUCACUUGUUGUACGGAUGAUCUUACAGACAAUGUGACCACAAAUCAUUACUCUCCUGAUGGCGCGUUCACACAGAAGUUCAUGGGUCAACGCUGGGACAGUUAUUCAUGAGGGUGUAUGCGUGGUCACCUUGACAGCCUUGUAUUAAGGAGAACAAUGCAGGAAACUCUACAUGAGGUGAAGACUGAGGUCAUCAGAGGUUGGGAGCUCCUCCGAAAGACCCGGUUGAAUCUUUUUAUGGAAGAAAUUGAAAGUUAAAGGCAGGAAAUACGAAGAAUAAUGAAUAGUGAGCAAUAUUGACCUCAUAGGAAAUUCACUUACGGGGCUGGCCUUGUUCAAGUAAGAACUGCAAUAUGAGUGUUUUCAUUUUUUCUGCAGUAUUGUUUUACUGCAGGGCUUUGAUCCCCAGCUGCGAAAACCACCCAUAGUGUUUCACAUGAAUCACAGGGGUGUGGUGAGUUCACUGACCUUGUAUCUGCUGAGUAGGUCUGCUCUGCCUCAGCAACUUCAGAUAAAAGUCUGACUCCUCAUCCGCUUCUUAUGUGUGGAAAAAAAAGAGGAACUAUACCCUCACUAUAUUCACUGUUAAAUGCUGGACUUCUGUUUCCAGUGUCAGUUUACAGAGUUUAAUAACAUCUGGCCUGAUGCGUCCAGAGACCGGAUAAGUUUCCUGGGGGCAGAGGAAGAGAUUUCCAUUCUGAAAUCCCCAGGCCCUCAUUUCAGAUGUCCUCAUUUAGCCCGCAACCAAACAAAUAUAAAACAUACGUCAUGCGCUUCGACUGAUACUCUGCAAUUUCCUUAAACUUGAAUCUUGAAAUACUUAUAAUUUGAAAGUCUAAAACAGGACAUGAUGUCAUCCUCAGCUGCAUAUGAACCUUUUACAGGCUUUGUUUUUCCUCAUCCUGUGGAGAUAAUGAACCUCUCACCUAGCAGGGGUUUAGCUUGUAAAUAUGCGGGCUAUUAAGUUCAUACAUUUUCAGACAGACAGCAUCAAGGCACUUGCACACCACCAGUCUCCAUGUGGAAGCUUAUGUCUGCUUCUCUGUUGGGGCUCAGUAAUUUUAUAAGAAUGUACCAAGAGAAAGCCAACGGCGAGCCAGACUUCUGCUCUGGGAUUUUCUUCAACAGAUAUCCACGCUCAUUCUCUCCUUUUUAGGAAGGAUUGUGUUUGCUGGUCUCGAAGGGGGAAUGUAGAAGUAUGUCUCGGUUGUGUUGGACUCCCCUAAGAGAAAUGAGACACACAGACUCUGUUAUGACCUGAGCUUACUCAUCAGGAUACCGAAUGGAUGAGCGUUUUCAGUACUUUUGAGUAAAUGUGGUUUGAGCAAAAAGAAAUCCAUAAUUUUAAUGAUAUGAAGAUAUAAAGGAAUUUUAUUGGUUUAUUUACUUUGGAGCAAAUAUUCAGUCCAACAGCGGGAAAUGACCAGAAAAAGGCACAACAUCAAAUAUAGCAUAGCCACCUGCUUCAAGCUUGGGCCCUGACUGCCAUAAUGUUAUAAUCUCCACUACCUGGAUGCAAACAGUCACCAAUGGUAGAUGGUAUCUUGUAGCAUGGUGCUGUUAUACUAUGUUCAAAUUACCUUGAAGUCAGAUGUCGGAGCUGAAAAUGACGUUGCACCUGAGAUACCAGCGAAGUCGGAAAAAAGCAAAAUCAGAGGCGGAAACUAGAGCCUCCAAUUUUGCUUUUUUUUCCGACUUGGUAACUGAAAAGCUGGUAACUCGGGUGUGACGUCAUUUUGAGCUCCGACAUCUGACUUCCGAGGUAACUCGAACAUAAGACAGUAUUUUGAUCUAGAACAUGGAGACAUGGGUGUAUGGAGGUUGGACACUGCACCUCUAUGCUCCGCCCACUGUGAGAUGUUUCGCCAAAGUACAGCCUCGAUGGGCACUGACAUAUUGAACUGAGCAGACGAAGUCUGGCCAGUGUAGUCAAGAAACUAACUUCACGUCUCCUUGGGCUGACAACAAAACACAUGCUGUAACAAAAUACAAAAAAAUACAUCAACCAAUAGAAAAACAAAAACUGUAAACUCACAUAUAAAACGAUAAAGAUCCUCCAGGUUUGUGCAGUCUACAGCAUAACUUUACAAAGUUCAAUAAUUAUUGUGUUCAUGUCUGUUCGAUCUUCUCCCUCUCAGUCCCUCCGCUCUAAGCCCCAGGUAACAGUGCUCAAUUUUAACAUUUUUAUAACUUUUUCUGACAUAAAAACUUCUUACUCAGUCAGAAUCUAAACUUACAUUUAAUUUUCUGGACAAUAACCAACUUCAAAAAAUUUCUAAAUGCUACCACUUAUAAAAAACACCCCAAGUUAGAGCUUGUUUUCAAGGUAUAUGAAAAGAUAAGAUGCUAUUAUCUAUUUGAGGUAACCAGCUCAUGUUAGCAGCUGUUAGCGACUGUUACAACAUGUACCCUAAUAGAGAUUAAAGCCAAUCUUUAAAUGCCUGAUAGUAGAAAACACUAAAGUGGACUGUCUGAAACAGCUGAUUCCUAAAAGACGACGUUAUCUUAAUGUUGUAUCCAGCCGGUAUGAACAUUUGGUUAAUUAAAAUGUCUUCAUGAGAGUAAUGGGACCUUUGAGGUGAGCGGGAGCCUGCUGAGAGGAGAUCUGGUGUGAAUAAAACCCAGCAUGUCGAACACGUAGUAAAAAGGGAUUACUUUAAGCUGUUAUUUGGAAGUGUAUCUUGUUUGCAGUGUUUCCUCUUGUCAGACGGAUAAUGAACUGGCCGUGAUAGGUCAUCUGUCAUGCCUGAGCUGUGAUGGUAUUGUUGCAGACACAAUCCCAUAUUUUCCCUCUUAUGUAAUGCAGUUUAUUGGAGGACGGUGACUCAGAUGGAGCAUCAUCCUCGUCUGGAAGCAGAAACACUGAUUCUCUCACUGCUUUCUGCUAACCUAGAGCACAGGGACACAGAGUUAGUUCAGUUUUCUUGCUCCUGACCACAACGAUCACAGACUUGAAUGUUUCGCUGCAAAUGCCACAUGGAAAACCCAUCAGUAAAACUGCGUAGGAUUGGUCCUCGUCAGAGAGUUUUCUACUUUCUGGCCAAGUCGCAGGGCGGUAGUUUGCACCAAAACAGAAAAUGUAACUCAAUCCUAAAUUUCCCCUGUUGUUUAUGCAGGCUAAGAUAAAUAUGUUUUGACCCCAACCCAGUACUUUUCAUUCAGAGUCAGAGUCUUUGUGUUCCAGGGAUGCAGGACUCUACAGCAGCUGCGGUUUCCAUGCUAACACAGUCAUUAUGAGGCAUUUAGCCACCGUAAAUGAGAGCUGCCUGCCUCAUACAGGAGCGGAAACAGCCUCCCUCCUCUUCCUCCGCAUGGCUUUGAUGUCAAACAGCAGGCCUAAUCUGUUUUUCUGAGGCGCAAUUGAUUAGAGGCCGGACUUCACUUUCAGUAGCAGACCCUCUCCAUCAUCCAGACCCUUUAAGUCUGGAUCGUUACUAAUUGUGUCACUGGAAGCAGCGAACUGGUUAUAUGUGAGUCAGAGUCAUUGUUUUGGGUGGGUUUUUUCCUUAUUGGAAACAGGGAAAAAGUGGGUGAUACUGACCUUCCCUCUUUUAAUGGGAUGGGAUCAUGGAACAGCGUGGAUGUGAAGAUGGAUUUAUGACGGAAGGACUUUGAGGGACCCCACACAACUCAGACUGAGAGUUUGAGAGCUAAAAUUUUGUUGUUUAUGGAUUAUUUUUCACAGACAUUUAUAAAUUAUUGACAUUGAAGAAGAUAGAUUUUUGUGCGUCUCUCUGACCCUGGACAUUGUUUUAUUUUGUCAUUUAAUUUGUUUUUUGAGAAAUACCCUUAUUGCUCUGUAUUACUUGGAUCAGUUUUUUUUUCUUCAGACUGUUCGUCAGUGCUCCACAUCCUGGUUUAGAGCUCUAUUUUAAGGCCUUGUUGGAAAAAGGUGAUGUAAUUUUUUCAGUCCUUUUUUUUUGGUUCCACUUGUGGGAUUGUUACUCGCGCAGAGCCAAAAGUUUUUUCAGCAUUUGAAUCACCGUGCUGUUUUCAAUUCUAGCCACAACUUUUGCUUUCGUAGGGAAUGUUAAAGGUUUUUACAAGUUUUUAUAAAGGAUGAGGGAACAAGUGUACUUUCUUUAAAAACAUUUUUAUGUGUCUUUACAGAUUCUUUUGAUGCUAUAUCUGUGACACCCGGACCAGAAGAGAUCACAUGCAGUCUCAGGUAACGUCCUUUAUUAUCAUUAUUAUCAUACUAUAGGAGUUUUCACAGAUGGUGGUAAAGUCAAUACAAACUCCAAAGUUCCUCACAGCAGCUUUAAAGGUGGGGUAGGCAGGAUCUGAUGAAGUGAUAGUUUUGGGGAGAAAUCUUGAAUGUAAACUCUACCCCUCCCAACCAGUUUUCCCCUCAGCUCCUCCUCCCCCCUCCAUCUCUGCUCCAGCAAGCCCCGCCCACAAACAGCCGCUCCUGCUCGCUCGUAUCACCAAUGGGGCCCAGUCAACGUGAAACGUGAAAGUGUGGUGCUACUGUAGAUGUCAACAGACUACCAGCAAACACAAUGUUUGCAUAAAGUGACAUAGUCCAGGACCCGAGGUAAACAGUUUAGCGGCGCUACAACAUGCAGCAGGUCCCAUUUGACAAGAAACACUUCUGUUACACUUGGCUUACUUUGUUAAAGUGGUUUACCUGUCCAGCAGAUCCCGAAAGCAUCUCCCAUCAACCUGGUUUCCUAGCUCUUGUCUGGUCUACCUCCGUUUUAAGCGCCCGUUAUUCUGUCAGAGUCUCCGGUAUUUACUUUGUUUUCUUGCUUGUGUUGGCAGUCGUGGCCAAAGGAGGAUUCAGACAAUUUUCCGUACUUUCUGGUUGGUUUCUACUGUCCGAUAUUGUAGCACGCUAACUUUGUUUGGGCUCAUAAAGGUUAUUCGAGGACGCGGAGCAGCGUCUGCCUCACAACCAAUCAGGUUAGGGGAGGCGGGGAAUGGCUUUGUUUACAUUUAGAAAGAGCGGGCCGCUCAAAAAAUGUAAAAUGUUGACUACACAGACACAAAAAACACAGCGAUAUCAUUAUAUUACCAAAUAUCAUCAAUAACUAAUAGAUAUUGACUGAUAUUAAAAGCUUUUUUGUGAAUACACCACUAAAAAAGAUGCUUCUUUAAGGGAUCCCUGCCUACCUCACCUUUAAGUAUGGGUGUUUUUAUUUUUUUACUAAAUGCAGUUUUCUUAGAAGAGCAUAUUUUUAUUCUUGAAAAUGCAGAAAAAACCCCAUGAAUGUGACACAGGUCAACCCAGUCCAGGGUCAAAGUUAAAGCACUGCUAUCAUAACAUUUUUAUCAUCCCCACUUAGCACAGGGUCUUUCCCAUGACCCCUGGCUUCCAUGUUGAGGGGGCCGAAGCACCUGAUUCAGACACACACACACACACACACACACACACACACACACACACACACACACACACACACACACACACGCACACACACACACGAGCUGGACUCAAAAUCCUGGGUGGAGGGAGUGAAAAAGAUCACCAUGGAGACCACAACUGCUAACCCUGCUGGACUUUGAGGUCGACAUCUUUGGCCCCCUUCCCCAACUCUGUGCCCUUGGCUCCGCCCCCCUGGCUGCAGGACAGGGAGGCCGGCUGAAUGGGGAGUUAAUGGGCUCAUAAUGGUCCUCUCCUGUUUCAGAGCCCCCACCCUGCACCUUCAAUGAAGCCUUUCUGCAGUUGUGGCAAGAGAGAUGAUGAAGUGGGAGGAAAAUCACAUCCCACUGCUCCUGCUUUAAAUAAAUUAGGGGCCUUUUCUUCAGAGAGACCCCCUCCCUCCCCACAGAGGCCAGUUAUUCUCUGGAGAGUAGCGGGGCAGCUAACAAGUUCACAUGACCUCCCCCUAGAGAGCGAUGUUUACGCAGGCUGACGGAAGGACAUGACAGGAGCAAAGUGCACACAUUGUUUUUGUUCACCCAUAUUUUCUCAUUUCCUCUGUGUUUAGCACCACACGGACAUGGUCGGGGAUCAAAAUGGCUCUGCGAUUGUCUUCUCCGGGGAGCCUGAAGUUCCCUCCAAUCAGCAGCAGAUCCUGACGUCUCCAGAGCUGACCCAUGAAGUGGUCAUCUCACCUGGACUCCCCACACCUCCUCUCAGCCCUUAUCGCUCAGCAGGGCUGCCAUACGCAGAGAUGAAGGUAUGCACAGGCUGGGUUUAGAGGAAGAAUUCAGUAAACGAGUGCUCCUCCCUGUGGACAGAUGAGGCAUCACAUGCUUUGACUUCAGCUUUAAACUGUCAAUAUUGGGGUUAUCUAGAAGAUAAUAGUUAUUGCUGGUUUUGCUGAUAAAAAACUUUACUUUUCUCAAGGUGACUGAAGUGAAUGGAAGUGGACCAACAACUCUGAGCUUUGGAUCUUACUAUGGCCCAUCACAGUCUGCAGGUAAGUUUGUAGAUGUUUUAUAUAUGAAACAAGAACAGAGUAGGUGCAAGCAUUCAAUAAAUAAAUAAAUCCAAUCCAAUCCGCUUUAUUUAUAUAGCACAUGUUAAAAAACAUUCAAGUUUACCAAAGUGCUGCACAAGAACAGACACUGCAGAAAACGUCAAGAGGAAAUUAAAUAAAAGCAGGUAAAAAAAACAAGCAUUUAAAAUGAAAUAAAAGUGAUAAAAGGACCAUAAAAAACAUAAAAGGACAGAGAUCACACAACUCUCAUGCUGAGCUAAAAGCCAAGGAAUAAAAAUGAGUUUUGAGACGGGAUUUAAAAAUAAAAACAAAAGUGCAAUUUUGAAAUCAGAACCAAAUGUGGUUGGAAAUUUGGUUGAAGUUCAAGCAUUCAAAGGAGACAAAUGUCAGUUAAAUGUUAGUUUAGUUGAAGUGUAAGUGAGUAUCAGGGAUGAGCCAUAGAAACUAAAAUUCUGACUAGCUGCCCAGUCUGAAGUUUAGAAAAAACUCCAAAAACAGUCAUAAUUAAGCCUCAUUUAUUCAACAUAAUCUGCAUCUGUCUGUAAAAUAUCUAAAAUAGUCAUCCAUGCGUGGCUAAUGUGAGCAGACUACACACUACCUGUCUUGGAUUCAUAUGAUAGGGUAGAUGUCUUCAGUAAUUGUGCGCCUGAAAUCACAGUUAAAUUGUGUUUUAUUAAGGUGGCAGACUGUCCAAUGGAGUCCAAAGUGCUUCCACAUUACCCCGUAGCUGGACCCCCAGCAGAGAGGAGAGACUCAUCAAAUUCUCCGGUAUCGGUCCUGUGGAUGAAACCGGGAUGCCCAUUGCCUCCAGAUCAGUAAGACGAUGAUAUUCAAACACUAAUGCUGAAUCUGAUUGAUUUAUUUUUAAUUAAUCUCCUCAAAAAGCUUCUUUUAUGUUGAGAGGAGUUUACUGUUUUAUGUUUUUGCUUCACUAAGUGGGCUGUUUUUCUUUGGGAUUUAUCUUCUGCACCCUGCUCUCUUUUCUUUCACCAGAGUGUGAACAAGCCCAGAGACUGGUACAAGAGCAUGUUCAGACAGAUUCACAAGAGGCCAGAGGGUAAGCUCACUCCUCCUCCUCCUCCUCCUCCUCCUCCUCCUCCUCUUCUUCUUCUUUACAAACACAGCAGCGAGAUUCCUCUACCCGAGUCAGGUACAUCAGAGGUGAUCCAGCAAACAGUGAUUGCAGAGGCAAAAUAAGACAUGAUGAAAGAGCUGUAAAGUCUUAUGUCAUGUCUACUUACGAGCUCUGACAAUAAUCCACCGUCUUAUCUCAGCCCCUCAGUCCUAAAUGGAGCUCCUUAUUCGUCUCCAUCACGUGUUGCGUAAUAGAGGGACAUUCCCUGUUGUUUGUGUUGUUAAUGACACAUCCAAAGACAGCAGGUUUUACGGGAUUGUUUGGGAUCAGUUUUUUUUUUAGUUGAAUUCUUGCAAUUCUUCAGGAAUGAUGUGUCCUCUCAGGAACAUUAUCGCUAUAAUGUGAGCCGUGGAGGUGCUGCUGAAACACUUUGGUGAGACGUGAAGGGAUGUUAGUGUCAUUUAAAAUCAGAAUUACUAAAUCAUUUUAAUAGUUCAUUAUUUGACGUAUUGAUUUAUGAAAGUAUUGCAGUAUAGAGGAGUUUUCACAGGUUAUAGAUAAAAAGUAAAUGAUAAUGAUAAUGCUCCUUUAUGACCAACAAAAUAGUGAUGGGCACAGCAGUUCUUUUAGAUGUACUGAAAUACUUGAAUCAGUUCACUAAAAAGAGUCAUUCAAAAGAUUUGUUCAUCGAAUCAUCGAAUCACUGAAUCAUUCAGUGCUUGGCGGGAGGAGCCAAACAGGUUUGUAAAAAUGAAGUCAUGAUGUUUAAAGUGUACUGUCCUAUGGUAUGCUAUUUAUCAGGUCUGCUCAGUAAAUUGGGCUCAGUGAGUGAUUCGUUCACUGAAAGUUUAGAAAAAUUCACACUGAACAUGAACCGUUCCCUCGCAAACAGCUGCAAGUAUAGGAUGCUGCGGGUUCUAUGCACAACUUGUUACAUGCUGUGUCCUAUUGUAUGCAAGUUGUUGUGGUGGCAAUUUAGCAGUAAAAAAUUAAAAAAGUUAGUUUUGUCCUACAAAAAUGAUUCCAGAGAGUGUAGUUCAAUGCGUGAUUCGUUUACCAAGUGAUUCAGGCGUUGCUGCACACAGUCCCUUAUUCAACGGCUGCUUGCUUGGCAAUGCUACGUGCUAUAGCAUCUGCCCUGCUGACAGCUCAACUGAAUUGAGAAACGAACGAAUCACUUAAGGAACUGAUUCGGUUCAGUACUUUCACUUAAAAGAUUCGGUUCUUUUGAACGAAUCGUUCACGAACGACACAACACUACAACAAAACCAAACCAGGUUCGCACUUUUAAACACUUUCAGCACCGCCAGGAUAUCAUAACGAAGAUUUUCGGUCUUUUACUGCUGCAAAGAUUGAAAGUGAGCAAUAUUUGACCAUUAAAAGAUAGCACGAUGCAUUUUUUUACAUGUGUAGGACAAGAUCAACAAAACAUGCUUUUUCACAUGGAAAACCAGAUCCAAAAAAAUAAAGUUUAUCAGAGUCGCUUUGAAAAAGGAUGAAAUGUUCCUUUUUGAUUUUAUCUGUAGGAUGUGUUGCAUCAUUUAUUGUAUUUGCCUUAUUUUAAAAAGUGCAGCAGUCUAAAAGUUUCUCUGUUGUUCUCAUUCGCCAGAACUAGAGGAGGAUUCAGAGCACUGGUCCGCUGAACGUGAGUAAACCUACCAAAUCCCCACAUUAUUCUUUUGUCCAGUUACAUAACCAGUUUGUACUCGAGACUGAUUUGAACUGAUUUACAGGACUCAAGUUUUCUGCCAACACAGAAGAAAAUAAUGACGCAGACAACAAUCUCUUCAGACUAACACCCCAUGGAGCUCUUCCAGACUGGUGAGUCUGGGUAACCGUUUCAGGGUCAGCGGGGUUUUUGCUAUCAGGCACAUACAGGCAGAUUUACAAUCACUCAUGUUCACACCUCUGGGCAAUUUAAUAAAGUCUUGAAUCAACAUGAGCCGCAUUUUUUUCUACUUUGGUAAGGAGAUUAGACCCACAGGCAUUUAUCAAACACACACAGAGUAAAGAGGGAGAGUGGGAUACACACUUUUGGUUUUAUUGUAGAAAAAUAGGUAAGAAAGUUGAUGGAGUAAAACAAUACAAAGCUUUGUACAAUAGUUUAGUACAAAGUUUUGAUUCAGUUUGUGUUAGACUUGUUUUUUUCCACCUCUCUUUAAUAAACUAAAAGAGAGUUUUGUUGAUUUUUUAAUCUUACAAUCUGUCAGAAAACAAUUAAACAUAUUCCCCAAAUUUGUAUGAUAUCUAAGGGAAUUUCUGAUUAGGUCUCUGUUUUAAUUUUUGGACAAAGCUAUUUUUCCUCUGUUUUAUAUUCGCACUAAACCAAGCCAGCCAUCCUCUGGUCUGAUUUAUAUUUGAUAAACAAAAUUCACUUUGGUUUGUAGAAAUAUUUACAUAGCAGUAUAGUGAAAGAACAUAUUUGGGAACAGAUCAAAAAGUUCCAUGUCAGUGUUUUACACAAAGUUGGAGGAUAAAAAGUUACUCAUUACUAUCAUGGGCCCCUUAUAUGAGGAGUUUGACAGUCAACUCAAACUGCAGGGAAAGAGCAGCGAAGAGAAAACUCGACAAGUUAGGAUCUGUUGGAGCUCUCACAAUGAAGCCAUGAUUAAGUUGCUGCUAUGGUGUGUGUCUGUGUGUGUGUGUCUCUAUGUGUCUGUGUGUGUGUGCUUGGGUGUUAUGUUUCAGGAGUGAAGAUGUAGAUAAGCUAUCAGACCCGGGAAAGCAGCACCCUCAACCUAAAAGCAUAUUCGACUUUGAGCCUGGAAAGAGCAGCGCUUCAGAGAGCCACAGCCAGGUACGAGUCAGAAACAGGCCGUGAUAUUUUUGAUGCCUCCAGAAUCAAAUGUGGAUUCUUUGAGCUCCAGAUCGAUCCCGCGCUCUUGUUCUUGUUGGCUCUAAUCUCUGGGAUUCUUUGUGUUGUCCUGCACUGUUUUCCCAAAGCAGGUCUUAAGAACAAGUUUGAGGAUAGGCGCCUUUUCUUCAAGGAUUAGCAUCAUGUUUCACCUUCUCACGCGAGGACACUUCUGAAUGUGCUCUUUCUACAGUUUAUCUGUGCUCGCUUUUUCUUUUCUUCAGAGGAUCCAACAGCUUUUAUAUAACCUACUAACCUCUUCAAGACAAGAAAAAGCAAGAUUAAAGAGUUUAUGCUGUUGUUUAACUGAGAUUCAAUGAUUUACAAGCGGGUGUUGGUGACACUUGACUCCUGUUUAUUCAUCCCCGGGGUUGUAAUUUAUUAUCUUGUGUAUUAUCCGCUGUCCGGGAGCUUUUAUAACAGAGUGUGCAAAUCUUUGUAUGCGUCUCUCUCUGUUUGAAAGCCCUCGGCGAGUUACCUAGUGUGGCCUCUAAAGUUGUUUUCUUUUUCAAUGGCUCUUGUAACAAUGUCCCAGAUCUGGUGCAAAUUGUGCCUUGUGUCUGUGCCCGUGAAGAAAAGGAAUCUUUGUUUCCAGUCCCCCACGGGAGCAGAGGUGUCUUGUGAUCCGUAUUAUGGUGUUAACCUCUUGUGGUGUUUAAUGGCUCACAGCAUGGAGACUUAUUUCAUUUCCUCAACAUGACGGCGGCCUGUGUUCAGUCCCCCCCAGAUGACGUUUAGAAAGGCAGCGUGCGGACCAUAUCAGGUGUUGAGCUGUACUCGAUGACAGUACAGUCUGGGAUUGUUGCGAGGAAGACUCCCAGCUGAGGGGGGGAAGGAUUUGGCUUUCAGAGAGACACCUCCAGCCAAGGUUAUGCAGGAAAAAAAUGAAAAUGGGACAGGGAGGUUAUGAGGUUCUUGAAAGCAGAGCCUUAUAAAGUAGUGCUUGGUGGAAUCAGCUGUUUGAGAGGUAUUUUACUUCUGUAAGGAGAAGCAGAAGCAGUAUUACCGGCUAAUGUAAUCAGUUAGUUUAAAAUCAAUGAAAGAAACAUGUGGAUCAUAUCAUCUUACUCUGCCUGUACAGGGUCUGUGUGCAGCUACAGUUCAAACAUCAGAUGUUGAGACUGAAAAUUUAGUCUUUUUUUGAUAAAUAUAUGCUUGAUUUGAAUUUAUUGCCACCAGCACUUUAAAAUAAGUCCAGACAGGAUCAUAUUUAUCACUUCUUCUGUUAAUGAGGAGGUGAGUUUACAAAGUUUGGAAAGUUCUUGUCUGACUUAUAGGGUUUCAACUGUCUCCCUUUUCUUUUUCAUGUCAUAACGCACCAAAUAUUUUUCAAUGGGACUGCAAGCUGUCCAUUUUAGCACCUUAGCUUUGAACUUUGAAGUGUUUUGACACCUACACUGUGUUUUUGUGGACAAUAGGGAUGGGAGUCACCAGUGGCCCCACGAUACAAUAUUAUUGCGGUUUUUAACAUUUUGCAACACAGUGAGUAUUGUGAUACCAUAUAUUGCGAUUUAUACAAUUUUUUCAACUGUUUAGCUAAUUUAGCAUUUGUCUUUCCUUUACGUUCGUCUUAUUUAAGCUGAAUUUUAUUUUCAGGUAGCACAUAUUGCUCACCUUUUAUAUAUUUGUUGUACUAACUUUAUCCUGCUCUAUUAUGUAACCUUUGCCAACCUCAAUGGACAACUAGUUGAUUUUAUUUUUACAUUAUCAUUGAUUAGACUUCAUAUUAGCAAUUAAUUUGAAAAAUCGAUACUUGGUGAAUGAGACGAUACGAUAUAUCACCAAACAAAAUAUCGCGAUACUGUGCUGUAUUGAUUUUUACUCCCACCCCUAACGGACAAAAUCAGUAUAUAGAUAAUAAAAUAAACCUUAUAAUGUGUCCUGUCUUUUUUCAUCAGGCUCAUUUAUCUCCAAAGAAACAACCUGAGAAACCCAAGUCUUCUUCAAUCGAGGUAAGCUGCUCCUGACGUGGCUUCAGUUUCUGUCUUCCUCCAGUCGCUUUAUUUGGGUUAAAGAACAAAAAAGAAAAAAGUCAUUACAAAGGGACACCAUCAGCUCCAAAAGUCUUUAAGUAUUUUAAUUUUGCCCUUCGACUCAGGCCAGUCUGGUCUCUGAGCUGAGUCAGUUUGAGGCUGAGCUGGACUCGGAGAUCCAGGGUCUGGAGAGGACACUUUCCCAGAAGAAGCAGCAGCAUCGAGGCCGGGGUGAGGUACUGAGCCCCCGUCCUGACUGUGUCUGCUCAAGCAUCCCUUCACCUCACCAGAAUCCUCACUCUCCCACUCUCACCCACUCUCACCCUGACUGAAAUCUGAGUGAGACCCCUCCUGCCUGCUAGCUUUGACCUCCAAUGUUGUUGUCCUUCCUCUUUUGACGUAGAUGACAGAAUCUUCCGCCUGCAUGGCAUUUUGGAUCGAUCUGUUUUGUUCAUCACCCGCCUGCUCGACCCCCUCCCUCACAAAUUUGGCUGCAAAAAAAAAAGUGAACUUUUGCAAACAAUGACUUCUUUGUGAUCAUGUUGUUUUGCAAUCCCUCAGUGCUUGAAAGUUCUGUGAUUGAUUCUGCUCUUUGCUAUAUCUGCUGUGAUUUUCGCUGAACUCAGAGAAGGCGCAGACAGAUCAUGAGAGUGGCGUUUGUUUGUGUUUUAGCCCGAGGAGGAUAGGACCCAGGGGAUUUCUUGCUCCUUUGGGAGUGGUCAGCACCUCCACUUUGUCUGAGUUGUUGUGAGACUUCCUCUGAGCUGUGAGAUACACCAAGCUGCAGGGAGCAGACUGUGUUUUAACUGUUCACUGUGCUUUCAGGAGGCCAGAGGCAGGGACACAGUGACUGCUGCGAAGACCGGCGCUACAAAUUACAGGUCAGUGGCUGCAAAACUUAAAAGAGCGAUGUGGAAUAUUACAACUCUGAAUGAUACGGUGCAGUUUUUAUUGCUUUUUUUCUGAACUAAAGAAUGCAUUCUCUUAUUCGAGACGCUUUUCAACUAAAACUUAAAAUAGAGACAUUCUCCACAUAUUGCGUAUCUUUCAUACAAUCAAAAGGGUGAUUUUUAAACUUACAAAUAAGUCAUUUUAAAGUUGAUUCAAGUGUAUUCUUCUUGGCACAUUUACAAAUCUGUAGCCCUGUUUUCUCUUCAUCAUGGUGUAAAAAUGAAGUUAAAUCACUCUGUUGCUGUUUUUCAGCAGGUCCUAAAGUGAUUUUUUUCCUAAUGUGCGGAUUGUAAAGGUUAAUGCAGGGUCAGUCAUCACGUAACAGACCUCCUCUGGGCCAAACACCAGGCCUCUUAAACCUACUUUGAUGUUGCUUCAUCAAGUGGGAGUAACUUCACAGUAAUUCUUGCUGCUGUUUCUUUUUUUUUCUUUCAUUAAAUCGAACGCAGCGCUGUGAUUGGACACAACGAGCGUUAAAUGUCUGCAGGGUACCUUUUCUGUUUCUUAACCAGGUGGCCUCUCAGUUCUGGACUCUGUUAGGGAAGCUGUUGUUGUUUAACAAGCUGAGCUUCAGUAUUUGUGACUUCAAACAGCGAGCUGCUUUCCACAUUUCUCACCGCGUGUGUCAUGCUCUCCACCAGGGUUGCUGUUGUUUGCUAAGCUGAGUUCACAGCUUUUGACCUUUCCUGGCUCUGAGUGGAUGAGGGGCUUUCUUUUACAGAACCUGUUGCUAAGGACACAUGAAACUAAACAGCAAAAUAGUCUUUUUUUUUUUUUUUUUUUACAGCUUCCUGUUAUGUCGUCAAGCUCUCGCAUGUGUCCCAGCUGUAGAUACUGGAAGGUUUGCCAACUCUGACUGGAAAUAUGUAAAUAAGUUCAGAGGAAGUGCACUGAUUUUUCUGGGUAAUUUAAUAUCAUAAGAGUCAGAGUUACAGUUCAAGGAUAACACCAUGACUCACACACUUAUCAUCUGUUUGACCCUUUUUCACUGUUACAUUAUCUGUCUUAUCACCGCUCAGUGUGGGGAGGCAGCAGCUGCAUCCAGAUGUGGCGCACACUGCAAAAAAUGAAUUUCAAGAAAGAAAAACAGCCUCGUAUUAAGGGAAUAAGUCUAAUUUUUUUGUACAAAAAGAAUAUUAAUCUUGUCAAGCAUGUUUGGCAUUAGAAAAAUGAUCUAAUUUGAAGAAAAAAAACGGCUGACUUUUUCUCGAUAAGAUAUUCCAGCUAAUUUUGAGAUAGAAUGAACCAGAAAAAGAGCAGAAAAAGGUUUUACAAUUAAAUCCAGCGGAGCCACAAGGUCAUUCGUCUCAUUUUAAGAGUAAGACAUAUGUAGAACUUCUCAGUUUAAGAAUGCCAUGAAACAAGAACAGCUGAUCUUUGUUUAAAUUAAGAUUUCUAUUGCAGGUCAUCUGAACCUGACAGAAUCUGCUGCCUCAUACAUUAUAUGACAUAUAAAGAUGUCAGUCGGCUAGUCUGUACAACAGACAACAUAAUACAGGGACCAGAUGAAAACUGCAAAACAACAAAGAACAUGCUUGCUUGUGGAAUAAAAAAUAUAUAUUUAAUGAGAAUGUUUUGGUAUCUUGAUUUAAGGCAACAUCACUCAUAUUUGUUAUGCUGUUUUAAGAAAUUAUGUCUUAGGCUACGUUCACACUGCAGGUUAUGAUGCACAAUUCAGAUUUUUUGUUAAAUCUAAUCGUGCGGUCGUUCACAUUACAACAACGAAUGCGGCAUCUAAUGUGAACGGAACACAUCCGUGAAGUGACCCGCAUGCGCACAAAGCCCAAAUUGCUUUCUGCGCCUGUUUGUGUUGUCGAACAAUGAUGACGUUUGUCGCAUAUCGAUGACGUAUAGGUCGGAUGAACGCAACCUGAGCGUCCACUCUGCAGUCACAUCGGAUACAUAUCUGAUUUAUAUCCACAUACAAAAGAGGCCUGGGUCGGAUUUGAAAAAUUCAGAGUUGCACUGUUCAUGAAAAAAUCAGAUAUGUGUCACAUAUGGUUAAAAAAUCGGAAUUGACCUGCAGUGUGAACAUAGCCUUAUUUGAAAUAUUGUCAUGCUCAGUAAUAAUCCCAGAUUAAGGUGUAUUUUCUUGAAGUUCAUUCAUUCAAGAGACUAAAAUUCCAAUUUUAAGUAACUUCAUCUUCAUUUUUCAGUGCUUGCUGUAGAAAAAAUUUGAUUAAUAAAAGAUUUUCUGUCUAGUUUUAAGUUUCAUUCGAGUCUGUCAGGGCCAAGAAAUUUGUUCUUAUUUUGAGAAUUCUUGUCAAGCAAAAAAAAUCUUACCCCAUUGGCAGAUUUUUUUUUGCUUGAUAUGAGAUUAUUUGAUUAAAUAUAAAGAUAUUUUGCUUCUUUCUAGUGGGGCUGUUUUUGCACUGCAAAUCAGCAGGAAAAAGGAACACACACAUGCGCACACACACACACAAGCAGACUAAGGUGUUGUGUGUAUUCCAGCAAGUUUGACACUUUUUAUUCCAUCAGAGACCUCCAUGUAUGAUCUGGAGGCACAGUGGUUUGCUUGCUGGGUUAAUAUAUCUUCAUUUUAGAGGAGCAGGAGGAUGUUUACACUUUUUUACACCUUGCUUACCUUUCCAGUUCACAUAUUUAAAAGACAUUUACAGUGUUGAGUUUAAGAUAAACAUAAAAAUGUAUUUAUUUUUUCACUUUUGUAGCGAUCCAUCAGCAUCAAAGCAGCCCGUCCAUCGCUUUGCCGGCACAUCAUCGCCCUCCGCUCCGACACAUGGUAAACAUGGAGAUCCUUUACUCUCGACACACAUGAACCUUGUGAUUUUUCCCACCAUUUCACUCCCUCUCCAAAAAAAAAAUCCCUACAUUCACACCGCUGAUUCAAUCAGGCUGCAUAUAUUUGAUGAAAGCUGUUUGUAAUCUAAUAUAUUCUGAAGGUCCCAUGAUGCUCUUUGCGUCAGCUCUGGUAUUUCACAUUUGCGAUGUGGCUGUUGGUGUGAACGUGGAAAGCUUUCACAGUUUUUUUCCCCUUAAGGAUCAGCUGGAGAUGGGUGGGGAGGAAGCCCACAAAAAUAGGAAGUGGAACCAGGAAGACCUGAUUAAAGAUUGGCUUUAUCCAAUUGUUUUUCCUGAAUAUUAGUGCAGAGAGCGAGCAUGAAUAGAGUCUAAGAUCCUUUGAUUGCUUUUUUCCAUUGCAACCCGUGUAGGAAACAUUUGCUGAACAAAAGAGUGCACGUUUCAGACUCAUACAAAUUGUUGUGCGUUCACUUUCUCUCACAGUAGAACGUCUAUCGCCUGCAAAUGAAACCAUGGAGCUCCCGCCUAAGAAAGAGGAGAAAAAGGUUGGUUCCCAUGAUUUUCUUUUUUUACCUGAUAAGCCUGUAAAAUCGUUUUCAAACAUGCGCUUCCUGAGUUCUUUCUGCAUCGUUUAAUAACUGAAUCUGUGCAAAAUCUCCAGUAAACUGAAUGGCAUGUUUGUUUUUCCAGAUGAAAGCAGCGCGUGCCAAGUUCAACUUCCAGGCCCAGUCGCCAAAGUAAGAGACAUUUGGAGCUAAUAUAAUAAAAGUGUUUUUUCCCCCCCCUUCACUUCUCUGAAAGAAAGCAACAAUCUAACAAAAGUUCGAUAUUUUUCUUUAAGUGCUUCUUGAACUUGUGUCUUCAUCCUUUCUUCUGUGUCUCAUCAUCCUAAUUUCUUUCCUCCAGGGAGCUAAUGCUGCAGAAAGGCGACAUUGUUUACAUCCACAGGCAGGUGGAUGCAAACUGGUUUGAAGGAGAGCAUCAUGGAAGAGCUGGCAUUUUCCCCACAACUUAUGUCGAGGUAAAUUCCUCCGUCAUGUCUGGUUCUUGCUGCUUUUUUUUUUGUCACUUUGUGUCAGUCGGAUUUGAAUCUCUCUCUUCUCUACAGAUCCUUGCUCCUACAGAGAAGCCAACUCCGAUAAAGUCUCCAACUCUACAGGUGCUGGACUAUGGAGAGGCUGUGGCUCUGUUUAACUUCAACGCUGACCUUCCUGUUGAGCUUUCCUUUCGUAAAGUAAGUUUGCUUUCCUCUACACCUCUAUGCUUACAUAGUAAACUACAUGAUAGUAUUAGUUUCCCAGUUACUCAGCAUGGCAUUGUGGUACAAUGGCCUCUUUGCCCAACUUUGGUUGUCUUUCUGGGUUAGAUAAAACCCGUGUUUGUUUGUAGGCUUGUUAACUUAGCUUUGCAGGAAACAAUGGGGGAUAACUGACCAUCUAGACUGUUUCUUCUCAGUGAAAUUCACCUUCUAGCAUCUCUCAAACACAAAAAUGUACAGACUCUAAGUUGUGCAGCGACUAAAAAAGUUCAAGAAAAACUCUUUUUCUAAACCAAACCAGAUGGCACAGUACAGCAGCUUUAAUUUGCCUGGUUUCUGGCCCUACAAGGGAACAUGGUAGGGUGACCAUAUGUCCUCUUUUACCCAGACAUGUCCUCUUUUUUGGAGGAUGUCCAGCUUUGUCCGGGGAAGUUUAUAAAAUCCUUUAAAUGUCCACAGUUUUGUACGAAAGUUUCGAGUUUGUGUCACGUUGACUUACUGAGUCAGAAGACACUCGAUCAGACCCAAAAAACUCAAAAUUAACUUUGUGAGACUCCACCCCCGCAUUGUCUUGUCCUCUUUUUGGGAAGUCAGAAUAUGGUCACCCUAGAACAUGGCAAAAAAAAAAAAUCUGCAGAUCUUUAACCUAUCUGAUCAGGUAAAAAAAAUCUCCACAUAUAUUUUACUUUUACUUUUAAUAUGAUUCCUAAAACCAUAUUAUAAUGACUGAUAUUUAGUCUUUUUUCUUCAGGGUGAGGUGAUCAACAUCACCCGGCGAGUGGAUGAUCAGUGGUUAGAGGGCAGGAUCACAGGGACCAGCCGGAGCGGCAUCUUCCCGGCCAGCUACGUCCAGGUCAACAAGAUGCCCCGCACCAAAUACUCCACAGAUGACUACUCACCCGGCCCAAUGUCUCCAGUCUCCCCCGGACCCCAGAGUCCAGGGCGUCCCCUCCACUCUCCCUGCCCUCGCUCACCGCUGUCCCCCUUCACCCCCACCUCUCUCAGUCCUAAACCAAGUCACUCCCCUCUAAAUCCGUCCUCACCUGUACCUCACAGCAGCCCGGCUUCACAGUCACGCUCCCCAACCCAGACACCCGUAUCCAAAGAGACGGCCAAUCGGUGGCCUCACAGCACCCCUAAAACUGUUUCACCCACCAACCAGAACAGCCACUGGGCAGGGACACACUCCACUAAUGCGAGCUCCAUGAACCGAGCAGUUUCACCGUCCAAUCAGGUGUCAGCAUCUGCACACAGAGCAGCAGCGUCCACAGCCAACACUCCCAGAUACACUGACCCUGCUCAGGUCUGCUCUCACUGUCUGCCUGCAUGUCCUCAUUGUGCUGUUGUGUAGACAGGAUCAUUCAUCAGUCUGUAUUUCAUAACGCCUGACAUGAGGUUUUCUUUCCCUCCAGGGUGCAAUACCAAACCAGUCUGCUCCACAUGUUAACUCCCUGCCGCACACACAAGCUCCUAAUAGUCCUGGUCCUGUGGCGCAACGCCAACCGUACGUCUCUGUGUUUCUUUUUUUUUCUUCACACUGCUGCGGUACAGACAAAGUUUAGGCAAACCUGUGGCUCAGACUGUGUUUGUUUGUUUGUUCCCUCUCUCUCUUAGAUAUAAAGCUGUUUACAACUACAAACCACAAAAUUCAGAUGAGCUGGAGCUCAAAGAAGGAGACAUCGUUCAAGUGAUGGAGAAAUGUGAUGACGGCUGGUUUGUAGGUGAGAAACGGAGAAAAAUGUCUUCAUUUGAAAUCUUCUGCUGAGAUAUGUUGAGAUGUUUUUAACACAGUCAGUGAGGUGAAUUUAAGCAGACAUGCAGCAAACUGAAUGAAAAUUUUUAAGCUGAUCAUCUUUAUACUUUAAAGGCCCAUUCAGUGUCUCUUGUGAGGCACCUGGAUUUGGUAUAUUAUUUCCUCAUAUGCUCUAUCUCUCUGUGCACUGUUACCAGUGAAGGAGAUUACAAAUGUUAACUCUUGGUUUCUUUACUUCUUUAUGUCAUUUAAGCCUAUAAACAACAGUUAUUCAUUGUUUUUUAGUGUUUACAUUUCAGUGUAAAACACGUUUAGCUCAUCUGUAAUUAAUCGUGCCUUAUAACUACAUUAAAUUGCUCCUUAUACGUCCUUUAAAAAUAGAUGGGGAAUGAAAUCAUUUUAAAUUAAAAGCACAGUGAGGAGUUUUAAACCGAUUUUGGUUGCCUAACUCUUAUACAGAUGCCUCUCCAUGACCAACACUGUAAAAUGAGAUGACUGGCAACAAAAUUAAUUAUUACUUCAAACUGCUACUUUUAAAACUGAGCUGAUAAAGGUUCAGAGCAAAUUCCAAAAGAUAAUUUUUCUUUUACCCAGAGUUUUGUACUCCUGGUUGAUACUGGAGCAGCAAGCUGUUUCACAUUUUCAGCUUAUUUGGACAGUUAUUGAUACACUGGAGCACACAUCACACUUGGGCUGUGAUGGGUAAAGUGAAACCAGUAGGUCUAACCACCCCAUGUAAGCUAGCUGAGGGUGAUCAACUGGAGUUUGCAAAGUCUAGUUGAUAUUUUACUCAAAAUAUUACUUUACCAAUUUGAUCCUCCAAAAAGUAGGUUUGAACAAAGAAUUACUGAAAAGAAAGUCUGUAUUUUACCCGUUUACUAUCACAACAAAUGUCUACUUUGGUAAUAUCCACAUCUUAGAGACAGUGGGACAGUGGGCUGGUGGGAAAUGCAGCAUUUAUCCCAGAAAUACACCAGAAUCAACACGUGAAAACCCUUCGCAGUGCUUUUAAGGCAUUCAAAGUUAUGAUUUACAGUAAAAGGGUUUGGCGGUUUUUAAAAAUGUUCCCAACAUUUCAUUUAGCUAAACACCAUUCUUGAGGCAACAAAGUAUUUCUCUUUAAUUGUGACCAUACCAAAAUAUUCAGCUGUGUCAGCGCCCCCUCUAGUGGACACCAUGCUGCAUUGCAAAUAAACAGUUUUUGAAGCAUAUGUACAGACAGUUAUUUCAUCUUGCAUAUUUUUAAGUGCGGUCUUUUCUUCUCUGCAGGUACGUCAGAACGAACUCGUGCUUUUGGGACUUUUCCUGGGAAUUACGUGGCACCAGUUUGACCUCCCCACUUCCACUCUGCCCACAAACACCUGAACUCACAAGAGUCACUUUAACUCACUCCAACAAACCCCGCACUGAUACCACAGCGUUUCCUAAUCACGUUUAACCACCGCACUCUAAAAUAAAUUAGCAAAAUUGCAUGUUCAUGAUGGGUGAAAGCAGGGGAAUGGAAGUGGUUUCUCACCUCACCUCCCCGCAUGAGAGCAUGUGUGUGUGUGUGUGUGUUCCACUGGGAGCUGUGGAGUGUUUUCACACACAGCACAUUACAGGAAGGAAUGAAUGCUGAUGAUACUGUUUCAGAUGCAAAGAAAGGGCUGUUUUGUUCCACAACUGUUUGCAGAUGUUGGAAAUUUGCAUUCUUUCCCCGUGAACAGCACAGAUCCCCACUGAUACAGUGUGAUCGUUCAUUCUUCGGCUUUUUACCACCACAAAACCACUGCUGACAAUUUUUGAAUCAGAAUGACACAUUUUUAUUUCUGGCAUUUCAGUGGAUUAACAUUUCCUUCAAAUAUCUUUAGAUUUCGCUUCGGAUUUGUGAAAAAACCCAAGACAAGUUUAAGGAAACAACAGGAACAUCUGUAAAUAUGUGCUGAAAGUAAAGCACAGUGAGUGCUGCAACACGUCAAGUUGAGUUUACUGCCUUUCAUUAGCCUAUGCAGAAAAGCAAAUGUAAUUGAUGCAUGUUCUUUUUUGUUUGUUUAAGCUUUUUUUUAAUGCAUUCAUCCCUCUAAAGCCAUGAAGAGGAAAGCCAAAGGGGAAUAACGUCCUGCUAGAUUAUAAAAUGCUAUAAUCUGAAUAAUCAAAGUUUUGUAAACUUCUGAAACUCUGCAGCCAAGUUUUGAAAGAUGAUCAAGAGUAUUUUAAGUACUGCUGUAUGUGCCAAAUUGAACCUUUAGUGCAAUCUGUUAAACUCUCCACCGAACAAAACCAGCUCACUUUACAUUUGCUACUACUGCUUUUGUGACGUUUCUCUGCUUAAUGGAUUAACACUUUAACAGUAUUUCUAAAACCACUAUCAUGUAUCUCCUUUAACCCUCGACAGCUGUGAUGUUUUUAACUCUAACAACGACACACUUACCGUGAAGUCUUCAUGCAUUUUCAUGUAUCUUAUUUUCACUGUAAAAAGAAAUCAAAUAUAGUAGAAACAGGAGAUGAUUGUACAGACUGUAACCUUUUAUCAAAUUGAAAGUAUAAUAUAUUUGCUUAUAAAAACAAUGUAUCUUAUGUAUGGUACGCAUUUUUUAAAGCAAUUAAACAUUACAGAGUGAUACUGAGAG